CAUUGCCACUCCGUCCGCCUCCGGUUGGCCUCGCCACUCGCUGGCUUAUAUAAACAAACAGGGUGCUGCUCUGCUCCUCGCCGAACCCACCACAGCAGCAGCCAGCAGGCGAAGAACCUCCUCCCCGUCGCUGCAACUGAUCAAACAACAAGAUACCCACCGAUCAUGGCCCCAGCCACGACGUCCUGUGCCGUCCUCCGCUUCGCCGCCGACGAGGCGGCCCCGCCGGAGACACUCCACGUCGUGCAACUGCAAAGACUCCGCCUCCGCCAAGCGGCAGAGCGCUGCCUCGACCCCAUCGCCGAGGAGGACGACUACCCUGGCACCAGCAGCACAAGCGGUGGCGAAGACGACGACGACGUCCCCGCCGGCUCGCCCAGCGCCCACGGCAGCAGCAGCGCCACCAUCGACGACCUUGCCCAUUGUCGACUUCGAUAGGCCGGAUCUAUUAGACAGUGUUUGGUACUACUAGUAGAGUCAAUCUCCUCUGAGCUGUGGUGUGUGUACUACGGUGCAGUUCAUGUCGUGCGUGCUGUAAUUAGUCCAUGUCCAUCCAUGAAUUGAUGAUGCGAUUGUGAACAAUCGCAAACACUGCCUCAACAACCGUGCAAAUUUGCUGACUGCCGUACGAGCGGAGACUGCAAAUCUCAUUCUUGCCCUAUGCUCUGCUCUGUUCUGAAUCUGAAGAAAACUUUGCUCGCUGUGUGGGAGGCGCUCUCAACAGGAGAAGACGUAUUACAAUCCAUCCGUCCUCACCAUUCAUUUGGCGCGAACAUGUCCAUCCCGUCUUCCAUGCCCCGCACAGGCCGAGACUAGGGUCUGUGAAAUCAAAUGUACUACUACUACUGGUAGGAAGCCAUGGUGUGGCUGCAGUACACGGCGACACGGCCGGCCUCUUCCUCACCGGGGCUGUCCUCAUCGCCGUCGCCGCCCGCCUCUCCUACGCCAACAUCGAGCCCUCGUACGCCAAGGCCGCCCGGCGCCGCGAGGUCUUGGAGGCCUUCAUCGCCCGCAAGCGCGCAGCCACGGCCGCAGCCGGAGGAGCAGACUCCCACCCCAGCCCGGAUCCCGCCAAGCCCUAGCCAAGGAGCCAAGCCAAAGGAUCACGCGCUUCAAAUCGAU
Molecule: messenger RNA, 1122 nt
Organism: Triticum aestivum (bread wheat)
Lineage: Eukaryota; Viridiplantae; Streptophyta; Magnoliopsida; Poales; Poaceae
Exons: 1
Coding region: 166-438 (90 amino acids)
Source: RefSeq, a predicted model, not a curated record